CGGUGAAUCAAACUGGAUAAAAGUGGAGCAAAAGUUGGUUGCUAAAGGAACCAAUAGAACCUCAAGGCUUCAAAUAACAACUAACAAGAAAGGAGUUGUCUGGUUUGAUCAAGUAUCACUCAUGCCUGAAGACACAUACAAGGGACAUGGCUUUCGCACAGAACUUAUAUCCAUGAUUUUGGAUUUAAAACCACGAUUCUUGAGAUUUCCUGGAGGCUGCUUUGUAGAAGGUGACUGGUUAAGAAAUGCCUUUAGGUGGAGAGAAUCUAUUGGUCCAUGGGAAGAGAGACCUGGACACUUUGGGGGUGUUUGGCAUUACUGGACUGAUGAUGGCCUUGGAUACUAUGAAUUUCUUCAGGUGCCACUUUAUACUGCUUCUGUUCGAGCUUUCCUUCCCUGUUGGUGUCCUCACUGACAACAAUUAACUCUGAAAUCUACAUCAAAGCUUGCGGAG
Molecule: messenger RNA, 454 nt
Organism: Zea mays
Lineage: Eukaryota; Viridiplantae; Streptophyta; Magnoliopsida; Poales; Poaceae
Product: alpha-L-arabinofuranosidase 1
Exons: 3
Coding region: 122-415 (97 amino acids)
Molecular function (GO): alpha-L-arabinofuranosidase activity
Source: RefSeq, a predicted model, not a curated record